This is a messenger RNA of Temnothorax curvispinosus, 1997 nucleotides long. RefSeq names its product phospholipase B1, membrane-associated-like. The transcript is spliced from 9 exons. Lineage: Eukaryota; Metazoa; Arthropoda; Insecta; Hymenoptera; Formicidae. Gene Ontology annotation, molecular function: glycerophospholipase activity. The record is from RefSeq and is a predicted model, not a curated record. Bases 323 to 1570 code for a protein of 415 amino acids. Gene Ontology annotation, biological process: phospholipid metabolic process.
UUAAGAUGGAAGAUAACAAGAGUUACACGGCGUUUGAUUGAUCUCGUGACUGUAAUGAUGCGGAAUAAGAAAUCAUCGGAAAGCAAGUUUGCAGUUCUCUUCAGUCGGAGACGCGGAAGAGCUAUUAGAGACGCUCGCAUUGUAGGAUUGGAGGGAACGCGCCGAUGGCGAGCGGAAGUCUCGUUCGACCAAGUCAAAGGCCGAACAAGAUCUUCCAACAUGGAAUGAUUAUCACUCGAAGUCACAGGAAAGUCUGAAGAAAAUUGUAAGGGGACUUUCUUUGGUAGCCAAUUUUUGAAACGCUCGCCAAUAGCCAAGAAUUAUGAGAGUCAAAAUCAUUUCCUUGCUCCUGAUCGUCGCUGGCAUCCAUCCGGGCAAGUGCGAUCUCUUCAUGGAUUUUUUGCGCAGCGUAUUUCAAGGGGGAAGGGACAAAAUUGAUGAAAUGGGAAUUUCAUAUCCUGAACGGUAUGGCGGCGUACGAAAACAACCUAUAAUUCCUGACAACGUCCCGUUCCCUUGCAACGUGCGUUUUGGCAGGUCCUUGUCGAUACCAGACAAUGUUCAUCGAUUAAGGCCGGGCGAUAUCGAUGUGAUCGGUGGUCUCGGUGAUUCCUUGGUCGCCGGAAGUGGCGCGUUAGAGGAGUUUGCGGUAGGAACCUUCAUCGAGGCGCGCGGAGUUAGUUGGUGCGUCGGAGGCCAAGGGGAUUGGAGGCGGUUCUUCACUCUUCCCAAUGUUUUAAAGGUGUUUAAUCCCAAAUUAACAGGAUAUUCCACCGGAACGGGAGAGUUUAUCUCAACCGCGGCGAAACUGAACAUCGCCUUCCCAGUCGCCGCUACGGAGGAUGCGUUGCACCAAGCGAGAAUCCUGGUGCAGAGAAUUAAAAGUAAUCCGAAGAUAAAUGUGAAGAAACAUUGGAAGCUUAUUACGAUCCUAUUUGGGGCUAACGACAUUUGUUCGGCGCAAUGUUACGCUCCGCAACAAUUCUCGCCGUUGCGUUACGUCUUGCAUUUACGAAGGACGCUUGAUUUCUUGAGGAUCGCACUACCCCGCACGCUAGUCAAUUUGGUUCCAGCCAUAGAUGUCACAGUCUCUGUUAGAGUAACGCGAAGUACUAUGUGCAAUAUAUUGCAUCCCCUCUACUGCGCCUGCAUGCACAAGGGUAGUCAACCAGAAAUUGCAGCGUCGAAAAUGUCACGACUCUAUCAGCAAGCCGCUGAAACUUUAGUAUACUCAGGAAGAUAUGAUAAUUCUCCAGACUUCACCGUAGUGUUGCAGCCAUUUAUUAAAUUAUUCAAUGCACCUAACGCAGAUCCUCAUCGUGCUCCGCCGAUCGACUCCAGUCUGGUCACAUAUGACUGUUUCCACUUCAGUCAGAAAGGACAUGCACUCGGUGCUAAUCUUUUGUGGAACAACAUGCUGGAACCGGUCGGAAAUAAAACGGAAAAGGGACUGCCCCGAAUAUUGGAGAAGGUGCUCUGUCCUACGGAAAACGCGCCCUACAUCUUCACGAACGUCAACACGCGGUUCUUCCGAAUGACUGGCAGACAAGAUGGAAUUGUGCCUAGAUAGCAUAAGGCUCGGUAGUAAUUGAUCUCAAUUUACGAGAGAAAUUAUUACGAAAGAAUUUAUUAUACGGCAGCAAUGAGAGGCCGAUUAUUCGACAGAGAUAAUGCAUUUGUUAUCAAUUACUCGCAUAAAACUUUUAGGAAAGAAGUAAAAUAUUUUUAAAAAUAAUAUAAAUAUAAUAACAUAUAGUUUUAAUGUAAAUUAAGAAUUUCUAUUUGUAUGCGUUCGCAUAAUUAAUGUGUCGAAUAAUUGAUGUUUUAUUGUACUAGUAGAUAACAAUUAAAUGUACUUGUCAUUUUCUUCAAAAUAUUUUUCAGGAGAAUGUAAUCGCGUAGGAUCUGAUGACACUUGCGUUUCGAGAAAUAUUUAUGGGUUACAAAUGUGUAAUUUGAUGCAUAACAAAUUAUUAACUAAUCAAAUACUUAAAUAA